This is a messenger RNA of Oncorhynchus keta (chum salmon), 4520 nucleotides long. RefSeq names its product BAALC binder of MAP3K1 and KLF4 b (gene baalcb). Gene Ontology annotation, cellular component: cytoplasm. The record is from RefSeq and is a predicted model, not a curated record. Bases 1134 to 1697 code for a protein of 187 amino acids. The transcript is spliced from 4 exons. Lineage: Eukaryota; Metazoa; Chordata; Actinopteri; Salmoniformes; Salmonidae.
CAAUGUUCAAAUUGGCUACAAGCACUAAUAUGCGCGCAUAAAGCAGGCUCGUUCACGCUUGCGAGCGCCAGCCCCCGCGCGCGUAACACACACACACACACACACGCGCGGUGAAGGGGGAGUGUCAUUAUUGGCCCAGUGGUUCUACUGGCUCUGGUGGAAGGCUACUCGCUCUGAAAGGAGGGAUGCGAGGAGGAGAGGUCAGGCGGAAAAAGAGGAACCCGUUGGAUGUCCGUGGAUAGCAAAACCCCUCAGGCUCCCUUCCCUGACAGACUGAUAUGUCUUUGGACCAAUGGGGUGUUGAUAAUGCAGGCGCAGAGGUUGGCCAGGUGAGAUGUAAGACCCGCCCACUGUGUGUCCUACUUCACCUGCACAGGAACAGGAAUCUGUAGAAAAAAAAGACCCCAACAAUUCUUCUGAAACAAAUCAACAGAAGUGAUUUUAAGAAAAUGGCGGAAAAUCGAACAAAUGGGUACUGGUAGAAAAUGCCACUACAAACCACCUCACCCUUCCCCUUGAGAGAGGAUUGCAUCUCCUGCUGAUUUCUUGAUAUCUGGCGGAUUCUUUUCUUAGAUCUCAUGUAUUUGGUACAUUGCAAUCAACCCCAGGCAUCCUGCUGGCCCACCAACCUAUUAGACCAAGAGGACAUCCGGGUCUCCUGCUGACUCACCAACCCAUUAGACCAAGUAGACAUCCCGGUCUCCUGUUGACUCACCAACCUUAUUAGACCAAAGGUCAGAGGGCAACAUCAGAGUUAACUUAGGGUUACAACAUCCGGGCUUACGAGUCCCAGUAAGGGCUAUCUCUUCAAGAGAGUGGGAUUCCAAAUCACCUCUGAAACACAGAAUCCACAGCUCUGAUCCCUCCCUUCUCUGCGCCCGCUGAGAGGAGGUACCUGUCUGUCUCUUAAUUUUCCGGUCUCUGUCUGAGAGGAGGUACCCAUCUGUCUCUUCAUUUUCCUGUCUCUGUCUGAGAGGAGGUACCUGUCUGUCUCUUAAUUUUCCUGUCUCUGUCUGAGAGGACCCAAGAGCCAGAGUCCCGCCGUUUGGGUUUCUCCCUCCUCUUUCUCUGUCUGAGGAGAACCUGGUCUGUCCCUCGCUCCCUGCUAAGUAGGAGGAACUAUAGGAGGCACCAUGGGGUGUGGUGGCAGCAGGACUGAUGUUCUGGAGCCCAGGUACCUGGAGAGCUGGACCAAGGAAACAGAAUCUACCUGGCUGACCAGUACAGACACAGACAUCCCACUCUCCUCCAUACAGAGUAUGGAUAUCCCUUCUGAGAACUCAUCUGAAAGCUUCGUCUCUGAGAAAACCAUCACACCUGAUGCAGAUUUCUUUGAAGACGGCUUGCCUGCCCCAGCCCAGGCCUAUCUACAGGUGUGCUCUGACAUGUCUGAAGCAGGACUGAACAAUGUGAAGCUGAGUGCCCACCCUGCAAUACUGCCCUCCCACAACCAGGCGCUUCAGCCCUCACCUGUCACAGUACAGAGAAGAAGCGUCCUACGCACUGAGGAAAUAACUAAAUGGCAAGACAACAGGAUGUCCACGAAGCAGGUAACCAUCACAGUGACACAGAGCAUCAGACACGUGGACAAGAGUGGGAAAAUUAAGGAGAAGUCCCUCACCACCUUCGAGGUCAUGAAGCCUACGGAGGGCCUGAAGGACGUGGCUGAAGGACGUAGUAGGAACAUUAGGGAAUAACACCGAGGUCUGAGGGGGUAACGGGACAAAGCUAAUGACAGAGUGUGGUUUGGAAAAUCAAUGAUACCAAAAUGCUGUUUGAGGUUCAUGAAGAUGAAAAAAAAGAUAAUGAUUUGAUUAUAGAGAUAGAGGGUUUGAAUCCGUGGCACAAUUGGUCCGCUAUCUCUACCUGGGACCAGACCUGAUAAACGAGAUACCUCCACGGGCCUGACACCAAAUGUUGUCAGGAUGAGAGAGUUUGUGACUUUGUCUAACGAAGAUGAAUGCUUUUUAUAAGCUGGGCUUGGGACCAAGAUGUAAAACAAAAAAAAAAAGAAAAGAAAAAGCAUAAGUACAACUUUGACCUGGUAGGAACUGCACUGCACUGCACUGAACUGAACUGAACUGAACUGCACUGCACUGCACUGCACUGCACUGAACUGAACUGAACUGAACUGAACUGAACUGAACUGAACUGAACUGAACUGAACUGAACUGCACUGCACUGCACUGCACUGCACUGCACUGCACUGCACUGAACUGAACUGAACUGAACUGAACUGAACUGAACUGCACUGAACUGCACUGAACUGAACUGAACUGAACUGAACUGCACUGUAGCGGCUGAAUGAUCGGCCAUAUUGAAGACGUAUCAUAAUCUAAUGUUCCUAAAUAGGAAACAUGUCUUGAAGUAGCUCGUUUUGUAAUGUACUGUAUAUGUUUAGUAUUUAGCUACGGCCAACUCAUUGGACAGUGUUUGUUUGGUCUUUGAUGGAUGAAAAAAACAGUUUUUAGACUACGAUGUUUACAGGAAGGUAUGUCUUCUAAUGAAUAGGCACUUUUUGUGAACAAGACUUUAUGAACUAGCUAGUGACUUUACAAACUAAUGACUUUAUGUACUAGUGACUUUAUAAACUAGUGACUUUAUAAACUAGUGACUGAAUGGCUUGAUUAAGAGGUCAUGCCAUUAUAUAUCUAGUAUGAGCUCUACAUGAAGAGAGGUUGAUUCAAUCAGAAAGACAAUUUAGUUUCAAACGGAUUGACUUGUGAAGUGUGAUUAUUUAAAUCCUUCCUCUAGUGCAGGAAUGGGCCACCCCCACUUUUGAAGGCCCUCAGAUAAAUUCCCUCCCCCCAAAUUUAAAUAAUGAGUUCUGAUUUUUGGUGGCCCCACCCCCAAUCAAAGUUUCCCUUCCCUGAUCUAUUGAAUGCUUACAGUAGCAUCAGCAGAUUCUCAAUGAAAUUCUACGGAAGUUUUAGACGGAAACACUGUGUAGCAGACAGUGGUGAAAUACAAAUAUUUUCUCCCUCUUCAUAUAAUUUAUACAUACAUAUUUAUCUCAAAUUCUAAUUCAGUUGAAACACAAUGAAGUUGUUAUCAAUGGCUUAGGAUUUACUUUGUUUAAACAAUACACAAUGAAUCUGAUUGGUUAGAGAUAAGUUUAAACAAAACAAUUAUUUUGAUUGGUUAGAUAUAAGUUUAAACAAAACAAUGAAUCUGAAUGGUUAGAGAUACGUUUAAACAAAACAAUGAAUCUGAUUGGUUAGAGAUACGUUCAAACAAAACAAUGAAUCUGAUUGGUUAGAGAUACGUUUAAACAAAACAAUGAAUCUGAAUGGCAAAUAAGAAAAAAACGGUUAAAAGAUCAGACUUAUAUUGAUUGGUUGGAAUUGAUUGGUCGGAAUUGAUUGUUUGGAAUUGAUUGGUUGAAUGUUGGUGAGUGUACAACAAAAGGGUAAGCAGUAUUUCAAUGGUGUUUUACUAAUUUACAUAUUGCCUCAGUGUGAUUAUCUUGGUACCUAUUUGUACUUUUUUAACGUAACAGCUUGUAAGUACACUUUGUCAGGUCAUUUUGGCUUAACUCUUUGGUUCAAGUUUAUGAUAUGGACAGUAUACAAUACAUUAACAUAUAGGGACUUCUUUGUAGUUUUGUUUCCUUUUUUAAGUCACUUCCUAGAAUUCUUGAAAUGUUUGUACCAUCUGUAGAUACUUUUGGUUGGAAAACUGUCCACUGGUUGACUGUCCACUGGUUGACUGUCCACUGGAAGACUGUCCACUGGAAGACUGUCCACUGGAAGACUGUCCACUGGAAGACUGUCCACUGGAAGACUGUCCACUGGUUGACUGUCCACUGGUUGACUGUCCACUGGAAGACUGUCCACUGGUUGACUGUCCACUGGUUGACUGUCCACUGGAAGACUGUCCACUGGAAGACUGUCCACUGGUUGACUGUCCACUGGAAGACUGUCCACUGGAAGACUGUCCACUGGUUGACUGUCCACUGGAAGACUGUCCACUGGAAGACUGUCCACUGGAAGACUGUCCACUGGAAGACUGUCCACUGGUUGACUGUCCACUGGAAGACUGUCCACUGGAAGACUGUCCACUGGUUGACUGUCCACUGGAAGACUGUCCACUGGAAGACUGUCCACUGGAAGACUGUCCACUGGUUGACUGUCCACUGGUUGACUGUCCACUGGAUGACUGUCCACUGGUUGACUGUCCAACCUGUCCACUGGUUGACUGUCCACUGGUUGACUGUCCAACCUGUCCACUGGUUGCCUGUCCACUGGUUGAUUGUCCACUGGUUGACUGUCCACUGGUUGACUGUCCACUGGUUGCCUGUCCACUGGUUGAUUGUCCACUGGUUGACUGUCCACUGGUUGACUGUCCACUGGUUGACUGUCCAUUGGUUGAUUGUCUGCUGGUUGCCUGUCCACUGGUUGACUGUCCACUGGUUGACUGUCCAACCUGUCCACUGGUUGACUGUCCAACCUGUCCACUGGUUGACUGUCUACUGUGUAUAAUGUUGAACUACAUUCCGGCGCAUAAACAUUUUGACAUCA